This is a messenger RNA of Notothenia coriiceps (black rockcod), 381 nucleotides long. Its product is annotated as tubulin polyglutamylase TTLL7-like. The record is from RefSeq and is a predicted model, not a curated record. The transcript is spliced from 3 exons. NCBI's taxonomy places the organism in Eukaryota, Metazoa, Chordata, Actinopteri, Perciformes, Nototheniidae. The coding region runs from base 1 to 381 and encodes 126 amino acids.
AUGGCCAAGGCCCCAGAGGAGGACAUAUUGGAUCUGCUGGAGCAGUGCGAACUGGACGAUGAGAAGCUGAUGGGCAAAACCUCCAAGCAACGAGGCCCGAAGCCAAUGACAGCCAUGCCAGAAAGCAGUCAGACUCCCAGACGUCAGCGGCCGGACUACCUGGCUGACUUCACCAGUGGCAGCAGUGGCAAUAACUCCUGCUCCUCCUCAGAUGAAGAAGAGGAGGAGAGGAGGAAAGCAGGAGGAGGAGAGAAGAGGGAGAAGAAAGUUUCCUAUGACCUCGGGGAGAGCAAGGAGAAGAACUUGUCUGAGCGCUCAGGUAAACCAGUACAAAAGUGUCUGACGAUGUCUUCAUUAGGAAGCCAGACUGUGGGGGUUUGA